Molecule: messenger RNA, 1174 nt
Organism: Menidia menidia (Atlantic silverside)
Lineage: Eukaryota; Metazoa; Chordata; Actinopteri; Atheriniformes; Atherinopsidae
Source: the annotation of a GenBank genome assembly
CGUGCCGACACUUCCGGUCCGUUCUGAUUCCGGUCCGACCUUUUUCUCCUUCCGCCCCGGUGCCUUUUCAUCUAAGUGGUGCACGUGUGGUGUUAAUUCAGUUUCUGCCUGUAAAUUUCCAAUCCAAUCCUGGACCAAAUGACUUCAUCUUUCGAACAGAUGAGGGCGAACGUGGGGAAACUCCUUCGAGGGAUCGAUAGGUACAACCCAGAAAACCUUGUAACAUUGGAGCGCUACGUGGAGACCCAAGCCAGAGAAAAUGCCUACGACCUGGAGGCAAACCUGGCCGUGCUGAAACUGUACCAGUUCAACCCAGCCUACUUCCAGACCCACGUGACCUCACAGAUUCUGCUGAAGGCUUUGACCAACCUGCCACACACCGACUUCACUCUCUGCAAGUGCAUGAUCGACCAGACACACCAAGAGGAGCGGCCCAUCAGACAGAUCCUGUACCUGGGGAACCUGCUGGAAACCUGCCACUUCCAGAGCUUCUGGACGAGUCUGGAGGAGAACAGAGAGCUCAUCGACGGCAUAACUGGUUUCGAGGACUCGGUGCGCAAAUUCAUCUGCCACGUGGUGGGCAUCACCUACCAGACCAUCGAGCACCGCCUGCUGGCCGAGAUGCUGGGAGACCCGCUGGACACGCAGGUGAAGGUUUGGAUGAACAAAUACAGCUGGACGGAGAACGAGGACGGACAGAUCUUCAUCUUCAACCAGGAGGAGAGCAUCAAGCCCAAGAACAUCGUGGAGAAGAUCGACUUUGAGAGCGUUUCCAGCAUCAUGGCCACGUCACAAUGAUCCCUCUUUUGAAUAAAAGUAAAUUAUCAGUUCUGCCUCCGAGUGUUUUUCACAGGUGUUAUAAAAAAUAUCUUGCAGAGUCUGUUUAGAGGGCGGUUCUGUCCACGAGUGGCACAGUUUGCUCUGCUGGCCACCUCCAAACAGCCAGUCCAGCAUCCAGGGACCAAUAAAAAAACAAACUACACUGUGAUUUGAAUUCUGUAAAUGAGCAAUAAGCAGAAAAUGUCUUCCUGUUUUGCUUCCUAUGCAGGUCAGUGUCUCUAUUCUUCAGUAUAAACAGUUUCUAUAAUAAAAAAAAAUGUAAUUCUGGCCAUUUUUAGACUUUUGAAGCAUCUUUUUAUAGCUGUUUUUGUUUGUUUUGUUUGUUUUUUGGCUG